Sphaerodactylus townsendi is the source of this 2702-nucleotide messenger RNA. Its product is annotated as beta-1,4-galactosyltransferase 3-like. The record is from RefSeq and is a predicted model, not a curated record. Gene Ontology annotation, molecular function: glycosyltransferase activity. The coding region runs from base 361 to 1407 and encodes 348 amino acids. The transcript has 7 exons. Gene Ontology annotation, biological process: carbohydrate metabolic process. Lineage: Eukaryota; Metazoa; Chordata; Lepidosauria; Squamata; Sphaerodactylidae.
GAAUCUGCUUGGGGAAAAGUCAUGUGGGAUGGGACUUUAAUCAGGAAGGGAAUUGACCAAAACAGAGCAAAAAAGCUGGCUGGAUCCAACCACAUAUAUGCCACCCUCCUCGGAGGACAGAUUGGGAGAUAGAAGAAUGGAUAAAGCUGCACAGGAGAUGGUUAAAAACGAAAACAUUUGAAUAAUAUGCAAGUCACAUAAUAUAAGAAUAUAAGAUGCUUUUAAAAGAUGCCACGUGCCUCUUUGGCUGGCCGGCACUAAUGCUUAUUUCAGUACUUCUCACUCUUAACAUAUUAUUGUGUACUGAAGAAUUAAAUUUCUAGCACCCCUACAUCUUGUGCCAGGUCUUUGGAGGAAAACAUGUCCCUUCCUCGAGUUGAAAAUCCUUGCUUUCUUCUUUUCUUGGGCAUCUUUCAAGCAAUAUUCAUUUUGAUACUAUAUCGAGGUGGAGCUUCAAGUGUGUUUCAGGGUUUUUUAGAAGUUCCUCAACCACUGGACUACUCAAAAACAGAAGAUGUGUAUACAAAUCUCAGCUUGUUUAUUCGUGCUCCUAAUAAGGAAAUUAUGUCGUAUUGUACACCACUGUCACCAAUAUUUGUUGGACCCUUAACCGUCACCUUUAACACCCUACCCAGUGAAAGAACAAUCAUCCGCAAAAAUGUGUACGUCCAAUUAGGUGGGCGCUACAGUCCUCCCCAGUGCCUGGCUCGUUACAAAACGGCAGUUAUUAUACCACACAGGAAUCGCGAAAAGCAGCUGCGCCAUUUGCUGUAUUACCUUCAUCCCUUCCUCCAGCGUCAGCAGCUUCAGUACCGCAUCUACUUGAUUCACCAGGCUGGAAACGGUCCGUUUAACCAAGCAAAGCUCCUCAAUGUCGGCGUCCGUGAGGCCAUGAAGGAUGAUGACUGGGACUGCCUGCUCCUGCAUAAUGUAGACCUUGUUCCAGAGAAUGAUUAUAAUCUCUAUGUCUGUGAUGAAUACUACCCUAAACACAUGUCCAGUGCCAUAGACAAGUUACAAUACAGUUUGCCAUAUUGGUCCUUCUUUGGUGGCGUGUCUGCUUUGACCCCGUAUCAUUACAUGAAGAUCAAUGGGUUUCCGAACACCUUCUGGGACCGUGGCGGCGAGCAUGAUGACAUUGCUGAAAGGAUUCGAUUAGCGGGACUGAAAAUAGUUCGGACCCCACCGCACCUUGGGCGUUACAAGAUGAUGGACCAUGAACAUACUUCUGGGUAUGCUGAGAAUGUUAAAGGGCCUGCUGUGCUGCACACCAGAACAACGUGGAAGGAUGAUGGAAUGAAUUCUCUAGAGUUCAAAGUCUUGGCAAAGAAGCUUCAUCCUCUUUAUACUAACAUUACUGUGGAUAUCGGGGACCCACCAGUGCUCCCUCCAGUGAGCGAAACAUAGGAAAGUUUGAAAUUGUGAUCAUUAUCUGGCUGUUUGGCAGUGCUGGACAUGCCUGCUGAACACAAGGGUUAUAAAACUGCAUGUCUUUAUCCUGAACUUCUGUUUACAAGAAGGAAAUGAGAAAUGCCCAGGAACGGCAACAGUGGUAUUAGCUUUAUUGUGAAAGGCACUUGAAAUUUUCUGAGUGCAGUGACUACUGAGGCCCUCUUCUCUUCCCUCACUACUUGCACAGCUCUUCUCGAACAGCAAACUAUAGAUCAUCUAGCCAGCCCACUGUGAUGUGGAUACUUCACAUUAUUGCAUCCUUUCUGCAUCUACCUGAGUUCAGCGUUAAGAUACACUUAAGUGUUUGAUCUAAUUGAGGAACGGUUUGUUUUUGGGAAGGCUCGCCGGUCAGACAGCCUGUUCUUCUGCACCUUAGUGCGAAGACUUUGAGGCCACAGUUAAGUGUUAUUUUAUUUAAAUGGUUAAUGUUUAUUAAGAAAAAAAAUGUUCAGUUAAACUCAUGACAGAGCGCCAACGUAUAUUACUUCAUGAAAAAAACGUUGAGAAGUGUGUUCCGAAAAGUUAUUUGAACUGUUUCUUUUUGUGCUUCAGCAGACUUGGUCUGUCCUAACACCCACCUACCUCCAGAAAACAAACACUCACACCCAGCACAGUCACCAUGGGAGUGCAGCUGAGGACCUCCUGUGGUAAGCCACUUGGCCACAAUGUAUGACACUGUCUAUCAGAGAGUUUCCAUCCCACCAUCAAUUCUGUAUUUCAGCACUGGUCUGUCACCAAUUCCUAGGGGUUUUCUUAGAUGGAGCAUUUUUGUGUUGCAGCUUUAAAUGUGUAUUUAGAAAACUUUUUUACUAAGGGAUUUUCUAGAGGACAUGAGGAAGGCGGGCAGUGUAAUAUGUGAGGAACUACGGUUCAGUCUAAAGUUAAAAAGGGAUAAUUGCACUAGACAAUCAGAGUUGUCAUGAGCACAUGGUGUUAUUGGGAGUGAAGUAGUCUAAAAACCACUUCUUCCACAUGCAAGCCCCUUAUCUGUAUGAUUGGUCUUCAAUGUCAUGUCAGAUUUAAAUCUCUCAACGUUUCAGUGUUUUUACUUGCCCUUGUUUUCCAGUAUUACAGUAAAAAUUAGAUGUUUUUAAAAAGCUGUUAAAUUAAGAAACAUAAUCCAGCUAUAAUAUUGAGUAAGAAUUUUGGGAACAGGUUUAAUGAAAGUUUUUUUUUUGGGGGGGGGGGGGGGGUGCAACUUGUCAUGGAUUUGUUGUAAGCAGAAUAAAAUUUAAUGUUGAGAAACCAAA